AUGAAGUUAUGUUAUUCAUUCUAAGGUAAAAUAGGUUGCACUUAACCCCGUAGAGUAGCUGCAAUGUCUGUAGCUUCAAGGGUAUCAUAAGAAAUGGGAACAAAAUUAGGAAACGAUGUAGGAUAUUCGAUUCGUUUUGAAGAUUGUACAAGUGAAAAAACUAUAAUAAAAUAUAUGACUGAUGGUAUGCUUUUAAGAGAGUUUAUGAUGGAGCCAGACUUGAAGACUUAUUCUGUAAUGAUUAUUGACGAGGCACAUGAACGUACUUUACAUACAGAUAUUUUAUUUGCUUUGGUAAAAGAUUUAACAAGGGCAAGGGAUGAUUUUAAAUUAAUUAUUUCUUCUGCAACAUUAGAUGCUAAGAAAUUUUCUGAAUAUUUUGAUAAUGCUCCUAUUAUUAAAAUUCCAGGAAGAAGAUUUUAAGUAGAUAUUUAUUAUACUAAAUAGCCUGAAUCUGAUUAUAUUUAAGCUGCUAUUGUUACUGUUUUAUAAAUUCAUGUUACUUAAUCAGCUGGAGAUAUCCUUGUAUUUUUCACAGGACAAGAAGAAAUUGAAACUGCGGAAGAAAUGCUCAUGAAUCGAAAAAGAGGGCUAGGAAAUAAAAUUGGAGAAUUAAUUAUUUGUCCAAUUUAUUCAUCUCUUCCUUCUGAUAUGUAGGCAAAAAUAUUCGAAAAGACUCCUUAAGGUUCUCGAAAAGUAGUUUUAUCAACAAACAUAGCAGAAACAUCAGUAACAAUAGACAAUAUAAUAUAUGUAAUAGAUACAGGUUUUGCAAAAUAAACAUCAUACAAUCCACGAACAGGAAUGGAAUCGUUGAUAGUAACUCCAAUAUCAAAAGCUUCUGCAGAUUAAAGAGCAGGAAGAGCUGGUAGGGUUGCUGCAGGGAAAUGUUUUAGAAUGUAUACUAAAUGGAGUUUUUUAAAUGAAUUGGAUGAAAACGGAAUUCCAGAAAUAUAAAGGACAAAUUUAGGUAGUGUAAUUUUAAUGCUUAAAAGUAUGGGAAUUAACAACUUGGUCAAUUUUGAUUUCAUGGAUCCUCCUCCAGCAGAAAUGAUAAUGAAAUCUUUAGAAUAAUUAUAUGCUUUAGGGGCUCUUAAUGAUGAAGGAGAUCUUACUAAAUUAGGAAGGAGAAUGGCUGAAUUUCCUCUGGAUCCUCUUUUGAGUAAAAUGUUAGUUUAGGCAGAACAUUAUAAAUGUAUUGAUUAAAUUAUUACUAUUUGUGCUAUGUUAUCAGUUGGAAAUACUAUCUUUUAUAGACCAGCUGAUAAAGAGAAAAAAAUUCAUGCUGAUAAUUGCAAAAAAAGCUUCUAUAGACCUGGAGGUGAUCAUCUAGCACUACUUAAUUGUUUUAAUCAAUGGUAAGAUACUUCUUUUUCGUAAUAAUGGUGCUUUGAAAAUUUCAUAUAAUUUAGAUCUAUGAAAAGAGCAAGAGAUAUUCGUGAAUAACUUAUUGGAUUAUGUGAAAGAGUUGAAAUGGAUGUUUCAGAUGAAAAUUUAAGCAUUUAUGAAGAUGAAAUGAAUACUAACAUCUGUAAGUGUAUAGCAAGUGGAUUCUUUUAUAAUGCAGCUAAGUGUAACUUUAAUGGAGUUUAUAAAACGUUAAAAAAUGGUCAUACUAUACAAAUUCAUCCUAGUUCUUUAUUAUUUGAAGAAAACCCUGAAUGGAUUGUUUAUCAUGAGUUAGUAUUUACAUCAAAAGAAUAUGUUAGAAAUGUAUGUGAAAUUAAAGGAGAAUGGCUUCUGGAUAUUGCUCCUCAUUUGUAUAAAGAAAAAGAUAUUCUAGGAGAUAAAAAAAAAUUACCUAAAAAUACAGGGACAACAGAAAUGAGAGUUUGA
Molecule: messenger RNA, 1836 nt
Organism: Ichthyophthirius multifiliis
Lineage: Eukaryota; Ciliophora; Oligohymenophorea; Hymenostomatida
Exons: 1
Cellular component (GO): catalytic step 2 spliceosome; intracellular anatomical structure
Molecular function (GO): RNA binding
Source: RefSeq, a predicted model, not a curated record